CCGGCUCGGCCUCAGCUCUAGUUACUCAGUGUUGGCCUGGUGCUGGUGCUGUUCAGUGCUAAGAGUCGGGUGGUCCGCGGUUCGUACUUGGUCCCGCUAACUAAACUCUCUUUCUCUCUGCACCUUGGACUACAAUAAUUUACCAUGAGGCAACUACAUCAAGAGAAUGCUGUCCCACAGCUCCCGCCCAAAAUGAACAGCAGUAAAACCCCAGCACCGCCUCCGGCAGAGGAAAUCACAAAGGACAUGAGAAAGCUGAGCUUCGAAGAAAACGGCCGCAGCAACAACACCAGAGAUUCAAAACCGCAACAACAACAACAACAACAACAGCAACAGCAAGAGCCUCCUGCUGGAUCUUUGCCCCUCCCUCAGGAGUUCGUCGUUAAGUACCUGGGUCGUCGUGAUGCCGGAGGCCUAUGGGGAAUAAAACACACGCGGAAACCUGUCGACGAAAUGGUGGCUAAGGCCAAGGAGAUGAAAGCUGGCGAGACGCUGCCCUUCCUCAAGAUGACGGUGAGCGAGAAGGGCGUCAACAUCGCCGAGAUGCCCCAGAACAUCAACAAAAACUUCGAGGGCGGCUUCUACAACAUCGACGUCAUCAGCUACGGCGUCCAAGAUCUCGUCUACACCAGAGUGUUCGCCAUGAUCGUGGUGAAGGAGGACGGAGCGAGCCUGAAGAGCCAACACCCGUUCCAGUGUCACGCCUUCGUCUGUGAUUCCAGGCACAACGCCCGGAAGCUGACCUUUGCCCUCGCCCAGGCCUUCCAACAAUUUUCGAAGGAGGUGAAGAACAACAAGUCGAGCAAGAAACCGAAGAAGUUCGCCAUCGAUCUCCGAUCGCCCGAAGAGAUCGAGGUUGACCUUAAAGAAGCGGACUCGGAGCUUAAAGGGAGGGAAGUGGACUGUCCGCCACUUCGAGUGUUGUAACAGUUUUGUGAAUGGUGACCUGACCUGACCUUUCAUUGACUUGAAAUGAAAAAAAGAAAAAGAAAAAAAUACAGAUAAAUAAAUAUAGUAUAGUGAGGGAUGGCGAGUGAAAUAACUUUCAAAUGAUAUCGAUUGCAAGUAAUAAUAGCGAUAAUUAUCGGCACGCUCGGAAUUCGGUCGUAAAAGCAUAGAUAUAAAUAAAUGUAAAAAAAAACACGAUAAGACCGUAGCGUUAUAUAUAUAUAUAUAUAUAUAUAUAUAUAUAUAUAUAUAUAUAUAUAUAUAUAUAUAUAUAUA
This is a messenger RNA of Macrobrachium nipponense, 1224 nucleotides long. Its product is annotated as low density lipoprotein receptor adapter protein 1-like. The transcript is spliced from 6 exons. The coding region runs from base 145 to 927 and encodes 260 amino acids. NCBI's taxonomy places the organism in Eukaryota, Metazoa, Arthropoda, Malacostraca, Decapoda, Palaemonidae. The record is from RefSeq and is a predicted model, not a curated record.